Messenger RNA from Oncorhynchus tshawytscha (Chinook salmon), 1540 nucleotides. RefSeq names its product ADP-ribosylation factor-like protein 1. Gene Ontology annotation, cellular component: cytoplasm; Golgi apparatus. Gene Ontology annotation, biological process: vesicle-mediated transport; intracellular protein transport. The transcript has 6 exons. The coding region runs from base 16 to 711 and encodes 231 amino acids. NCBI's taxonomy places the organism in Eukaryota, Metazoa, Chordata, Actinopteri, Salmoniformes, Salmonidae. The record is from RefSeq and is a predicted model, not a curated record. Gene Ontology annotation, molecular function: GTP binding; GTPase activity.
UUAGCGUUUCAAAAUAUGUGUCUGACGUUGAACGUACGGAACAAUGAAACCGGAUUACCCAUUAAUGACGUGUUCCUGCGACACGUCACUGAAUUCCAACAGCUACGGAAGCGGUGCGGUGUCGAGAUCUACAACGCCGUUGAUCAAGGGUUCAGUGUCUUCAGAAUGGGUGGGUGGUUUUCCAGUCUCUUCUCUGGCCUGUUUGGCACCAGAGAGAUGAGGAUCCUGAUCCUGGGGUUGGACGGAGCUGGUAAAACUACCAUCCUGUACCGCCUGCAGGUCGGAGAGGUGGUCACCACCAUUCCAACAAUCGGCUUCAAUGUGGAGACGGUGACGUACAAAAACCUGAAGUUCCAGGUGUGGGAUCUUGGUGGACAGACGAGUAUUAGGCCAUACUGGCGUUGUUACUACUCUAACACGGAUGCUGUCAUCUACGUGGUGGACAGCAGUGACAGAGACAGAAUGGGCAUCUCUAAGUCUGAGCUUGUCGCCAUGCUGGAGGAAGAGGAGUUGAAGAAAGCCAUCCUGGUGGUGUUUGCUAACAAGCAGGACAUGGAGCAGGCCAUGACCCCGGCUGAGGUGGCCAACUCCCUGGGCCUCCCCGCCCUCAAAGACCGGAAGUGGCAGAUCUUCAAGACCUCCGCCACCAAGGGCACAGGCCUGGACGAGGCCAUGGAGUGGCUGGUAGAAGCCCUGAAGAACAGGCAGUAAAGACAGCCCACACCUCUUGUUCUCUGUAAAUACUCCGGAUCUCCUGUAUUAAAUACUUCCUGAUUGGACCGCUCAGGAGGACCAGUGACUGCACUACUUCCAGGGGCACGUUCAGUACGCAAACGUUGUAGAUAGAAAUGUCAUGAAUAGCACUGACGUGUGACACGUAGAGUAAGGAAUCACUCUACGUGUCACACAACACAUUUCUAUAUGAAGGUUCCACAACGUUGUGCCCUGCUGAAAACAGCCCUGAAGCCUUCACCAUGCCUUCCAGUCUGGGAUAGAGGCUGCAAUAUAGUAUACUACCUGGUCCCAAAAUAAUGUUAUUGCCCCAGCCCAUAGCCCUGGUGUUUCAGAACUGAAGGGAACCAGAUAAUGUGGUGAUGGCUUCACACGUAAUUAAACAAUGAGGAGCUUCUGUCAUUUUUGGUGAACCCUUCCAGCUCCUUCUGAUCUGUAAAGACCCAAAGGGGUUGGUGUUGGCUCAGGCUCAAUUUUCAGUGGUAAAGAACUGACUGGCCCCUUCAAGGAAGAGGACCUGAGCGAUGUUACUGCAGCUGGUGCUGUUUUUUGUAUUGUACUACUCAUGCUGAGUCAUGUCUUUUUCUUUUCUAAAACUUCUGUUGGGCGUGUAAUUUAAAGUUUGAGGUUGUUAGUUUAGGCCUUUUCAUUUGGAAUGCUCAAACUUUAAUAAUCAGAUUGUGUAAAUGCCACUAGCCAGUUGUUGAACACUAACCGCUUAAUUUGUAUGCUACAACUUUUAUUGCAUAUUUAUAGGAGCUUGUACAGUGAAGACAACCCACAGUAAACUGAUUUCACACUGAGUAUA